AUGUUGACUGGUGGAGGAGGUGGUGGUGGUGGUAAGGAAUCUCAACCCUCCACCUCAUCCUACAUAGAGUACUCACAACCUUGUCGUCAGUUUGAAUUUCGUGAGAUUCUUUUAGCAACCAAUAAUUUUGAUGAAUCAUUACGUGCUGUGGAUACGAGUCUUGAUGAAACUUUGGCAACAUGGGCUCAAGGUCGUAUCAAAGAAGGCAAUUUAAAGCAUAUAGUUGAUAUUAAUAUAAAGGAUCAAAUAUCCCCAAAAUGUUUGAAGGAGUUUGUUCGAAUUGCAGAGAGAUGUUUGCACAACAAUCCGAAGCAACGCCCUACCAUGGCUGAGGUUGUGGUUAGUCUUAAUUUUGUGUUGACAUUACAACACAAAACCAAUACUACCAGUAGAACAAUAUUUGGAAGAAUGCUUCAUAUGUUUCCCUUCCCCCCAAAGAGAGAAAAUUCUGCCAAAGUUGAUUCAAAUCUAUUAAAAAAUACCAAGGGAAACAGUGCAAAUGAUAUUGAUACUGCAGGGGAUGACAACAAGGAUUUCACGAUUCCUAUUCCAAGUUUAGGAGUAUCAAUGUUUUUUGAUUCGAAAUGGCAAGCAGAGUUGGCUAGGUUAGAGGGGCUUCAUACACUGAAAGGGCAUGUUGAAUCAGUGAUGAAGUUCAAAGGCCUUGAUAUUGAAACAAUGCAACAAUACUACACCAUUUAA
This is a messenger RNA of Lactuca virosa, 702 nucleotides long. The record is from the annotation of a GenBank genome assembly. NCBI's taxonomy places the organism in Eukaryota, Viridiplantae, Streptophyta, Magnoliopsida, Asterales, Asteraceae.